Molecule: messenger RNA, 2204 nt
Organism: Mytilus trossulus (common blue mussel)
Lineage: Eukaryota; Metazoa; Mollusca; Bivalvia; Mytilida; Mytilidae
Product: toll-like receptor 13
Exons: 1
Coding region: 9-2129 (706 amino acids)
Biological process (GO): immune response; inflammatory response; toll-like receptor signaling pathway
Cellular component (GO): plasma membrane
Molecular function (GO): protein binding; transmembrane signaling receptor activity
Source: RefSeq, a predicted model, not a curated record
UUGCUGCCAUGAAAAUAUCAAUAGUUUUUGCUAUGUUGACUUUAAUGAUUCAUGCAGAAGGUAACAGUGACGUUGUAUGUCCGAUCCCGCUAUGUCAAUGUCGGUAUUUACAAGCUAUUUGCUCCGGGAAGAAUCUUACGUACAUUCCUCGUUUACCAGAUCAAAUUCGCUCUGUAACGUUUAUAAAUGGUAAUCUCGGAGUACUUUCCCGACAAAGCAUAGAAAACUUAACUUUUAAUCACAUUGAAAAGCUAAAGUUCACAAAUAAUAGGAUUUCUGAAAUUAAGCCAAAUACAUUUACUAACUUCACUUGGAUUACUCAUUUUACUAUUUCAUCAGAACACUCAUUAGAUGUAUUUGAUGUUAGGUAUGCAUUGAUAGAUAUUGGCACAGGAUCUAGAUAUCUACAAAAGCUCUACUUAACAGACAUUGGUGUGACUGUUCUUCCGAAUGAUAUGUUCAAAUCCUUAAAAGCAAGUAAAAUUCAUACGAUAAGUCUAAAAAACAAUAGCAUGACGGUUUUGAAUUGCUUGUUGUUUUCAGAUUUAAAACAAUUGGCUGAACUGGACGUAAGAUUUAAUAAAAUAACACAUGUCAUACCCGGGGUGAUGCCAAACCUUCGAAUACUAUACUUAAACCACAAUAAUUUAAUUCGUUUACCGAAUUUUUGUAUAGACAACUAUAUAAAUAGUGCAUUUGGUAACUUAUUACAACUCUACAUAAGUAACAAUAAGAUAUCAAACCUUAGUCAAUUUCGAUGUUUGCCAAAGCUUCAAGUUCUCAUCCUCAGUAGUAAUCUAAUCCGAAUUAUUUAUUUUGAUACGUUUAAAAAUUUACACAAUUUGACGGAACUCGGAUUAAUGGCUGUAGGUCAACCAUUGAAAAAAAUAGAAGAUGGAGCUUUAAAUAUUUCGACGUUGAAGACAUUAUCGCUUAGAAAGUGUCAUUUUGAUUUCUUCAGACUUCCACCAUUGGCUCUUAGUAAAAUAUUUGUAUUCUGCAAAGGUUUAGAAAGUUUAGAUCUCGCUGGAAAUGUAAUAAACAAUGGUUUAUCUGUUUUGCCUUUGUUGCUAUCUCCAUUGACAAAGUUGAGAAAACUAAACUUACAAGCAACCAGGCUAAACUAUUUGCCGGAAUACACAUUUACAAAAAUGCAAUUCAUUAAGAGACUUAUAUUAAAUGAUAAUAGAAUAUAUAGUUGGCAUGGUCCAAAAGUUUUCGGCAACCUUACAUCUUUAAGAUAUAUUGAUUUGGGUAGUAACUUGAUAACUAUCAUUGUCGAGACAUCAUUUCCGCCAUCUUUAUUGAAAAAUUUAGAAAAAAUAAGUUUAGCCAUCAACCGCUUUUCCUGUAUUUGUGAGCAAAUGUGGUUUUUGAAUUGGCUGCGCCAGACGAAUAUUAGCAUUGUAAGUUAUCCCGAUAAAUACUAUUGUACUCAGCCAAGUAACCUUAAUCAUGUGUUACUUGAAUAUUACAAACCUACUGUUGAAUUGUGUACUCCUUGGGAUCCAAUUUGGACGACCGUCAUUUUAAUUUCUGCUUUUGGAUUCCUGAUAAUAAUAACGUUUUUUUUUUUCUUAAAGUGCAACACAAAUGUGAAGAAUUAUGUUUAUCUUCUUAGAGUGAAACAUCGUAAAAAGUUCGGUUAUUUGCCAAUUGAAAGCAGCGAGGAUUAUAAAUAUCAUGCCUUCGUUGUUUAUUGCGAUUCAGAUCGGAUAUGGGUUCAUAACCAGUUUGUUAAAAGACUUGAAAACGAAGAGGGUUUUAAGUUUUGCAUUCACCAUAGAGAUUUUGUUGCCGGAGAUACAAUUAGUUCAAAUGUAGACAAUUUUCUAAAGGAAUCAUGGAAGGUUGUUGUUAUUAUGUCAAAUGCGUUGGCUAAAAGUGAAUGGUGUCAAUGGGAAAUCGACAUCGUUCAGGAAAGAAGGCGUCGUCAAGGACGAGAUGCACUUGUGUUAAUUAUGCUUGAAAAUAUUAACUCGAAAAGUAUGACGAGUCCAUUGCGUACCUUGCUAGACAGUACACCAUAUAUUCGUUACAAAAAAGGAAUUGGGGAGGAUUUAUUCUGGGAAGCUGUUGUAGAAGGUCUUCGAAAAUCAGUCGGACAUCAUCCAGUUUCCUUGUUAUAAAAAUUGUAAAUUUAAGCAGCCGUAUAAUGGUUUACAUUUAUAAAUUGUCACUUGGAUGGAGAGUUGUUUCAUCUG